UGAUAUGGUCCUAAAAUUAUAUCACUCACCUAAAUUUUUUAGUCAGUUUUAAAAAAAGCUGACCACAAGGUUUGCUGUCUUUUUUUAGGAUUGAUGAAGUAAUCAUAAGGGCUUUCCCACCUAUUGAAACAACGAUAAUCAAGAUGAAAUAUCUUCUUUGCACCGUCUUAUUUGUUAGUACCGUCGCAUUUUCUAGUGCUUCAGUAUUGUGCGAUUUGAAAUGGCCGCGGUGUGGUUUAACAGUAGAGAAUACAGUUUGCGAAAAGGACGAAAAAUGUCUUCCUGAACCAGGUUGCCAGGACGUGCCAGCGGAUCCUGAAUUCUUGAAGUUCAUCCUACACGAGCACAACCGCUUGAGGAACCAGGUUGCCAGCGGGGCAGAAACCAGAGGCUACACUGGAGUCGCUGCUAACAUGAUGGCCCUUUCUUACGACAAGGAUCUGGAAUAUACAGCUAGAUGCCAUAUAAACAGUUGUAAGUUCGAGCACGAUAAAUGCAGAGGUACCAGUAAAUUCCUUUUGGCCGGUCAAAAUCUGUAUUAUACUAGCGAAUCUCAGGAAGCAUUGAAAGAAGCAGUGAAUACGUGGUACGAAGAAAUUCAGCAAAUGACUCCAGACGUAAUUGAUAAUUUUCCAAAAGGAAGACACGACAUUGGUCACUUUUCUCAAUCUAUAUGGGCCACAACAACCCACGUAGGAUGUGCUCUCUCUAAAUCUGUCCCAACUGAAGAAGACGAAGAGGUAAAAUAUUACAUAGCUUGUAAUUAUGGACCAAUAGGAAACAAGAUUGGCAAAACCGUCUACGAAAGGGGAGCAGGGUGUUCCAAAUGUCCACUCGGUGUAGCAUGUAAUGCGGAAUUUCCUGCACUAUGUGGAGAAGUCGAUGAAACUCAAAUAUAUGCCAACGUGUCUAGCGGUGGAGACAUUCUUAAUAUUGGAAUCACUGGAGUCAGUGAUGCUGCUACUGUUACUGUCGGUGGAGAUAACAACACUGAUGUAACUGUUUCAGGUAAUACUGAAGCCGAUUCUGCAUCUAAAGAUGCUGCUACAAAUGCAGCUACGAAAGAUAGCAGUAAUGGAGCAACUUUAACUGUCGCAAAUGCUGGAAAUACUGAAAAUACUGGAAAUACUGGAACUACAGUAGUUGUAGGUCAAGAUGCUAGUAAAAAUUCAACACAAAUGCCAGCAAAUGCUACUGUAGUACCGAAAGUACUUGGAUCUAAGCAAAAUUGUACCACUUGUGCCAGUAACAUCAACGUGGCUUCGCUAACAUGUGUCCUUAGUAUUUGUUUGGCGAUGUUAUUUCUUAUAGAAUAAAUAACUGUGUAAUAGUUUUAAGACAAAUUAUAAUAUAAUUUGAAUAUAAAAAAUAUAUAUCUCAGCUUUUUAA
Diabrotica virgifera virgifera (western corn rootworm) is the source of this 1389-nucleotide messenger RNA. Its product is annotated as venom allergen 5-like. The coding region runs from base 144 to 1316 and encodes 390 amino acids. Lineage: Eukaryota; Metazoa; Arthropoda; Insecta; Coleoptera; Chrysomelidae. The record is from RefSeq and is a predicted model, not a curated record. The transcript has 3 exons.